CAAACAUCCUUCCUAAGUCCCAAACCUUAAACCCACCAAAAAUUUUCUCCGCUGGUGGGUUUAGGCCUCCCUCUGCAGUCCUCACUCGAGCUGCUUCCAAACUCCCUGCAAUUUAGCAAUUUUAAAGCCAUGCUUCCGUAGUCUGUGAUUUCUUCACUCCCCAUAAUAGAUUGCUCUAACAAUGAGGCAUUUUUAUUGCCGGCUCAUUUCUCAAUCUUUCCGGUGCUUACAAUUUAAUUACACGAAAACCCACGUCCCAAAACCCCCGAUUUUGAGUCCCAGAUUCUCGAACUUCACGACCGUAGCUGAGCAACCAAAGCCGCCGCCUGCACCGCCGGCUAAUGUGUCCGCAAUUGUAGAUGAACUUUCGGGACUGACGUUGCUUGAGGUUUCGGACUUGACGGAGGUGUUGAGACAGAAAUUGGGGAUUGAGGAGAUGCCGGUGAUGGCGGUUAUGAUGCCCGGAAUGGGGUUUAGUGGUGCCGGAUUAGGAGGAGCAAAGGGGAAAGGUGGUGGGCCGGCUGCCGCGGCCGAGGAGAAGAAGGAAAAGACGGCGUUUGAUUUGAAACUGGAGGGCGGAUUUGAUUCUGCAGCGAAGAUCAAGAUUAUUAAGGAAGUGAGAGCGUGCACUGAUUUGGGAUUGAAGGAAGCUAAGGAUUUGGUGGAGAAGGCGCCCACAUUGUUGAAAAAGGGAGUAACCAAAGAGGAGGCUGAGAAGAUUGUCGAGAAGUUGAAGCAGGUUGGGGCUAAAGUCACGAUGGAGUGAGGAUUUUUCCAUUUUCAAUGCCAGCAGCAUAACAACUUUUAGAGUUUCUGCUCUGCAACCUGAUUCUGCUGCAGUUGAUGUACUAAUGAAGUUAUUGGUUGAUAGGCAACACAUAUUAGUUUGACCUUUGAUCACCGAGAGUAGUAUUUCUGUAACUCCUUUUAUUAUGAUUAAACUCAAAGUGUAUGGUAAGCUUGAGUUACAUUUGUUACAGCUCUGCAACCGAAGUGAAGUAUUUCCAUUUGGGUUAGUUGUUCAAGCUGCAGACAACGCGUAAUGUUUUCUUGUUUAGGCUAGCUAUUAUGAAAUUCAACAGAUUUAAGAAGUUUCUUCCCAUACGUAAUUAGAUUGAGUCAAGGUUGUUACAUUUUUGAA
Messenger RNA from Coffea eugenioides, 1141 nucleotides. Its product is annotated as 50S ribosomal protein L7/L12. Gene Ontology annotation, cellular component: ribosome. The transcript has 2 exons. Lineage: Eukaryota; Viridiplantae; Streptophyta; Magnoliopsida; Gentianales; Rubiaceae. Gene Ontology annotation, molecular function: structural constituent of ribosome. Bases 182 to 766 code for a protein of 194 amino acids. Gene Ontology annotation, biological process: translation. The record is from RefSeq and is a predicted model, not a curated record.